Messenger RNA from Episyrphus balteatus (marmalade hoverfly), 2047 nucleotides. RefSeq names its product cytoplasmic polyadenylation element-binding protein 1-B-like. Gene Ontology annotation, molecular function: mRNA regulatory element binding translation repressor activity; ribosome binding; mRNA 3'-UTR binding. Lineage: Eukaryota; Metazoa; Arthropoda; Insecta; Diptera; Syrphidae. Bases 120 to 1397 code for a protein of 425 amino acids. Gene Ontology annotation, cellular component: nucleus; neuron projection; synapse. The transcript has a single exon. Gene Ontology annotation, biological process: negative regulation of cytoplasmic translation. The record is from RefSeq and is a predicted model, not a curated record.
CUUUUGUCUCCGUCAAAUAGUAGUUCUUUAGUCCUGGUCCAAUCAACAUACAAAUUUUAACCCAAAAAAGUAGAAAAAAAAGUUCUGGAAUUGUGUAAGUUUAUUCUUUUUUAUCUAAAAUGGCUUUAUUAAAUUGGUAUAAUGCCUGCCAAGACACAAGUGAUUUAAUACGACAAAAUAAAUGCAACAUCGAUAAUAAUAAUAUCCAGAACAUGAUCGAUAUUUUAACUUCAAAUCACUAUGAGCUUGAGUAUAAUUAUAGUGGGCCAGUUGAUCAUCAGAACUGGGGUCGCAAUAAUAAAAAACAGUUUAUGCCAAGGAAGCACCCACCUCCACCUCCAUUGCAAUUAUCUUCACCAUCUUCUGGUGAGGAAUACCUCGCUGAAACUCCCAAUUCCAUGGAACCACGCGGUCCAUUCAAAAUGCCAAGGUCACCUAUGAAUAAUUUGCAAAAACCCCCACCACCGCCAUUGCCCAUUAACAAUGCUGAUAUGAGUUACAGCUUUGAUCCAGAAAUAAGACUACAAGAGGAUAUGGAUCAAAAAUACGUUACCGCUCACAAGAUCCCUUAUUUGUGGAAUGGUAUUCUGCCUCAACAGCGAAACUAUCGGAUAACAACUUAUUCGCAAAAGGUUUUCAUAGGUGGUAUUCCGUGGGACAUGAGUGAGCAAACUCUCAAUAAAUUGUUUGAACCUUUCGGUAGAAUACGAGUCGAAUGGCCUAGAAGAGAUAAACACGCUGUCCAGCCUAAAGGGUACGCUUAUAUCAUUUUUGAAGCUGAGACAAAGGUUAGAGACCUGCUAGCUGCUUGCACUAGCUCAAAAUUCUGCUCAGCUACAGCUGGCAAUUAUUACUUCCACAUAUCGUCGGGCCGUAUUCGAACGAAACAGGUGGAAAUCAUUCCGUGGAUCAUUUCGGAUUCGAACUUUGUCACAUCCACCCAUCAGAAGUUGAAUCCGAGUAAAACUGUGUUCGUGGGGGCACUUCAUGGCAAACUGACGGCCGAGGGGUUGGCCAAAAUUAUGAACGAUAUGUUUGACGGAGUCGUUUAUGCUGGUAUAGACACAGACAAGUACAAGUAUCCGAUUGGAUCGGGUCGUGUGACCUUCAAUAAUAGCCGCUCUUACAUGAAAGCUGUAUCUGCUGGUUUUAUCAAGAUAAAGACAACUAUCUUCACGAAGACGAUUCAAGUUGAUCCGUAUUUGGAGGAUACUUUGUGCGCCCUGUGUGGUGUACAGCAUGGACCGUACUUUUGCAGGGAAUUGGCCUGUUUUCGUUAUUUUUGUAGGACUUGCUGGCAGUGGCAGCAUUCUUUUUAUGAUUUUAAGCUCCAUAAGCCACUCACAAGGAGCUCUCGAUCUGACACAUUGAUUGGCUUCGAUGUUGGCAGUCCCUAGGGAAAUUUAUUUAUCAUAUUUUUUUUUUUUGUGAAAACAACUAUUUAUUUAAUUUUUUUAUUUGUUAAUAUUUAUUUAAUUGGCGAUUUUGGUAGACUGUAUAUUUAUUUUUUUAAGUGUUAAAAAUUUUUGUUUUUUUUUUUCUAUUUUUUGAUUGUUUUCAAUAAUUUAAUUUUCAAAAAUGAAUCGUUUUUGAAUAAUUUAAGUUAUAAACCAUUUUGUAAAUCGAUUUUUUAAUUGGCGUUACAUGCUCUAAUGUAUACAUGAAUCCAAGUGUAUUUAUAUUGGCUUUGCCCAAUGUUUAAAGGGCAUUGUAUAUAUAAUAAUAUUAUUAAUUUUAAAACAUAACAACUUAUGUUUUAAUUAUUAAAUAAACUAUAUUAUUGAUUGUAAAACAAAAAAACUACUUUCUAAUCAUUGGAAUAUUGUUAUAUUUAUUUUUUUUUUUUGUUAUUUUCAUUAUGUAAAUAUAUUUAUGUACCUAGUUUGAUUUGAUAUAUUCAUAUUUUUUGUAAUAUAGACUUUUCAUUUAUGUAUGAAACAUUGUAUAUAUACAUUUCUUAUUCUCCAAAGAAUAAAAUUUAAAUACUAUUAUGUAAUUUUGUUUUAAACUUUAAAAUAUAAACUUUAAAAAUAUCGAAAAGCUAUGC